UGUGACUGGAGUUUGUCAUACCUCUUAUUAAAGACUCUCCGGCCGUGACCAUUGCUCUCCUCCCCACUUUCUCAAGACAGUGUUUGUAAGAUCACAUAAUCCGGUGCAUCUGUCCUUCUUUUAUGACAGUUGAGGAAGAUUUGGCUGCUAUUUCUCAAUAAUGCUUGGAAUUUCCAUCAGAGAAAUAAAAUUAUUUGAAUUUUGCGCCAAACAAUUUGAUUUGUCAUGAAUUAUAUUUAAAAUAACCAAUGCCGUCCAGAUUCCAUGCAUUGACCGUAGCCACAGUGGUUAGAGUUCGAGAUCCGAAUGUUACCUACCCCUAUUGCAUUGAAUGCUACAGUAAAUUACGAAUCAAUUGUCAUUCAAAAAUUUGGCGCUGUUUUCGAUGUAAAAUUAAUUACAAUACAUGUAAUAUUCCUCAACGGUAUCGACUCUGUCUAGAAAUUGCUGAUGGAUCUGCUCUUUGUGGUGCCACAGUUUUUGGCAAAAGCCUAGAACCUUACUUUGGAGACUCUGCUGAAGAAAUUCAUUCUCUAUUGCAUUCAUAUGAUUCAAAUUAUAUAAUGAAUUUGUUGAAUGGCUUUUUUACUGGGAAGAGUUUUUUGUUUGGUUUUAAAACUUUACAUCCUCUUGAAAAAUCUGAUUUCAACAUGUCAUUAUUAUCAGUCUUGAAAUGCAGUUGCAGAAAACAGUGCCAGACACUUCCGACCGAUCUAAUUGCCUCUCAGAUGAUUAACUGCAAUAUUGGUAUGGCAUGCACAAUUAAAAUACUUUUAACUAAAAAUAACAAUUUUAAAACUCAAAACACUUGUCCUGCACUCAUUGAACAAGUUCUUCAAACGCCAAUAGCAUUAACUUUAACAGAAUCACCAUUAUUUAUUGAACAGACCAAUAGUAGGUCCACUUUGCCAUUAAUUUCUCAAGAGUUAAUUGUUUUAUCAUAUGAAAUGAAUCCAUCUGGGAUUCAAACUAGCAGAAAUCUCUCAGGUGUGUUAAUAUCAAGUUCUGGGGAAAGUGAAACCCCUAAUUUCAUUAACUCUUGUCCACAAAGAAGCCCUUCAUUUCAUGCAACGAAGUCACAGUCAACCCAAACUUACAAAUCUUUCAUUACAAACUGUUUUCCUGAUUUGUCAGCAGGAAAUAUUUCAGAUCAUUUGCUUCAUUCUUAUAAGAAAGUUCCAUCUGGAAGUCAUGCUAAUGUAAAGCAUCUUCCAGAAGUUUCUCUUGCUGAUAAUCGAAAUGCAGAAAUUCUUUCUUAUGCAUCUGAUUGUGAAGAUAUGUUUUUUGAGAAUAACAACUCUUCAGAUAUGGGACAUAAAUAUUCACUGGCAGUACGUAUUCCACAGAAAGAAUAUUCUAUGGAAUGUUCUUUGAAUGUAAAUAAUUAUAAUAAUGUCUCUUAUGCUCCUGAAUCAGAAGACUUAGAAGCUUUCUUAAACAGCUUCAGUGAUUCACCACAUGAACACUUUUCUGAAUUCCAAGAAAAUGCUGAGCUAAGUCAAAUGCAAACAACAAAAUCUAGUGAAAAACAGAUGUGUUUUCUAAACAGUUACAAUUUUAAAACAACUCUGAAAGAAACUUCUUGCAGUAAAUCAAAUCUAAAGAUGUUUACAAUGGCUGCUGUAAACAAGAUAAGAUGUGAAGAUAUUUGUAAAUCUUCAAGAGAAACGGGAGACUGGAAAACAAAGGAGAUAAAUAUUCUGUCUCUUUUAAGCUUCCAUUCAUCAACUGUGACCUAUUUCCUUCUCAACUUGUCAGUUCCAUAUCAUUUUUUAAAAUGUAUCUGGGAAAGUAAUUGCAGAGUAUCUAAUAACCCAAGGUACAAAAACAUGGACAAAUCAAACAGAAGUAAUUUAUUUACCGGCAAUUUGACUUAUCAUUCUAAAUUAAUGAUGCCUAAUUAUAAACUAAAUAGCUGGAGUGAAGCAAAUCAGCUUUGUGACAUGAGAAAUAAAAUUGUUACUAGACAACCUAUUACGGUGACUGAUGACAAAUAUUUACUUAAAAGUGCAGAUUUAUAUUUAUCGUCCAGUCCAGCUAAAAUUGUAACUAAAACUACUGUCAACAAUGAAAACAUUUCUGAUAUAUAUAGUAAAUAUCCUAUAAAAGUCUCUUCUACAAAUGAAUACUUACCAAAGUUCCAGUCUGUUGAGAGAUGCAUGUCUGCUGUCGAUGUUAUUAAAAAGUCAUCACCCAAAUCCAGUCCUUCAAAUAGUAUUUGCAAUAUCUUUCCUGGAGACUUUUCAAAAAUUGCUGACAUGUCAAAUAUUCCUUGUGAUUCUUGCAUUGAUGUUUCAGUCAUUAGUUCCUUUCACAUUAACAGAAUGUUCUCUGAGAAUGAAUCUAUAAAUGGCAACAUGUCUACAUCUGCUUCUUUCAAACAGCUUUCUCCCUUUCAAGAAACAAUACAUCCUAUAAGGUGUUUGUCUAAACAAUUUCCAAAUCAAGAUUCCAACCUUGAAAGUGAACCAUCUUUCCUAAAUGAAUCUAAGAAAAGGAAAAAAUGUAAUCAAUGUCGUUCAUAUCUUCCAAGAUGUCUGUGCAAUGAUUUUUCAGAAAAUAAAGAAAAUAUUUCAUACAAUGGAAGAAAAGAAGCUUUAUGUUUUCCUAAAAAAUUAGGUAAUGCAAGCUUAUCUGAAAGCAAACAAUUUGUUAAUAAGAUUCUCCGACCACGCAAUAAAAACCAUCAUUCUGUUCCAACUAAGAGAUCUCAAACCUCUUCUACAAUCAGGAAAAGUCAGCUUUCAGACUUACCAUUUGCAGAUGGCUUUCAUUCUUUCUCAACCAAUGUUAAUCUUAGAAAAUGCCAUAGUCUCACUUCUACACCAGUUCCACAUUUCCAUAUUUAUCAAACAUCAUAUAGAAAUCUGCCACAUAAUGAUUCUUCAACUGAAGAAAAUAUUGAACGCUUAUUUCCAGUAACUCCAAUUAAAUGCUCUUCAGAGAACCAAAAGCAGUCUCGUCCAAAUUCACCUUCAAUUUAUUCUGUUGAAAGUCACAACUCUGAAUCUUAUGUAUUAUUACCAUCUGGAAGUCUUCAGCAAGAUUGCCAAGAGAGUCCCAAAGAAGAGGGCAAUACGUCACAGGAUUUAUAUGAUCCUUCGACUGAAUUGUUUUUAUCCUCUCCUAAUCCAGAUGUAUUACCUGUCAAUGCUUCAGAAGACCUAUUUAGCUGUUCUUGGAAAUCUUCAAACCAAUUUAUUCCACAAACACCCAGUAGUACCCCAGUUUCAGUAAGAAAUAUUUGUUUAAAUAGAAGAGAUGGUAUUAACAAUACUUUUAAUCAAAGAAAGUCUAAAAAAUCUAAAUAUCCUCUAACCAAAUGCCUUCUAAAAAGACAAAUUUUCAAGAAAAUCAAUAAUUCUAAUCAAUUCCAAGCAAGAUGCCAAAUGAAAAAAUUGUCUCCUUCCAAUACUAUUCCAAAGACAAUCAGUGUGCCAUCUUCACCCAUGGGACCCCUCAAUAGAAAAGAUUCAUCUGAAGAAAUAUUAGAAACUUUGUUUUCUCCAAGAAUAUUGUCUCAAAAUGAGUUCAACUCACCAAGAACUACAAAUUAUAUAGAAUCAAAAGAAAUCUCUAGAUGUAAUUCUUUAAUCAUUCCUAAAACAAUGAGAAAUAUUUUUCAAAUUAUGGAACAAUCUCAUGAAUCAGAACAGUUUUGUAAAUCCUUUCCAGAAUCACAAGAUUUAUUUUCACCUGAAAUUCUUUCUGCAACACAAAAUAAAACGAAACAUUUGUUUACUUUACAAAACACAAAUACCAUUUCCAUAGACAAUCCAUUUCAUUCCUGUUUUAAGUCAAAACCUGAUGUAAAUCAACUGCCAACUCCGUCUACUGAAGUAUUUAAAGAAACUCUUUGUAAUGUAACACAUGAGCUUUUAGAUGCAGAAAUCCAUGGUGUAUUAAAUCAAAAUUCAACUAAGGUCAAUUGUAAAAUAUGGAAUAAAACUUAUUUACAUCAAAGAACACCUGUCUUAUAUAAUAAAACAUUGGAUAUUUAUGCCUCACCUGAUUUAUUCUGUACACAACCAGACAAUUCAAAUGUCCAUUCACAUCUUUCUGAAAAUUUCUGUCAAAAUAUCCAGACUCUUCCACAGUCACCUGAUAUAUUCACCUCAAACACUUCUGUUCAGAGUGACUCUCCCAACAUACUUGCUGAAACACAGCCUGAUGUAGAUAAUUCUAUACAUUCACCAGACAUAUACAAUGAAACAGAGACUAACUCUUGUAACCUAUUGCUCUCGCCUGAUAUUUUUUCUCCAACACAGAAAAGCAAACCAAAAUAUUUAUUACACUCAAUUGAUCCUCUUUGUUGCACACCUGAAAGUACAAAGCACUACAUAUCAUCUCCUGAUAUAUUCUUCGAAACACAGAACACACAACACCACAUGAAGUCACCUGACAUAAUCAGUCAGACACAAGAACCAUUCUUCAAACAUAAAAAUAAAUAUUCAUAUUCUUGGAAUCAAAUUUCCUCACCUACAAAAAUCACUGAUUCACAACAUAAAGACACAGUUUAUAAAGUUUCCACUUGUUCUGAUUUAGCAUCAAGUUCUGACAAUAGUUUAUGA
Molecule: messenger RNA, 4571 nt
Organism: Octopus sinensis (East Asian common octopus)
Lineage: Eukaryota; Metazoa; Mollusca; Cephalopoda; Octopoda; Octopodidae
Exons: 2
Coding region: 249-4571 (1440 amino acids)
Biological process (GO): negative regulation of intrinsic apoptotic signaling pathway in response to DNA damage
Cellular component (GO): cytoplasm; nucleus
Source: RefSeq, a predicted model, not a curated record